GAGGAAAUGGAUGUUGGUGCAAACAAAACGCACAGUGUGUUGUUGUCGUCGUCGUCGUCGUCGUCGUCGUCGUCGUCUCCAUGAGAAGUAGUUCGGGGUCGAGCGAGUCGAACGAUGCGCGGCGCCGUGGUUCUCCUCGGGCUGGUGGGGUUCAUCGGUCCCGCUGCCGAAGCCCUGGACAACGGCCUGGCGCUGCGGCCCACGAUGGGCUGGCUGCACUGGGAGAGGUUCAUGUGUCAGAUCGACUGUGACAGGGAUCCCGACAACUGCAUCAGUGAGCGUCUGUACAUGCAGAUGGCAGAUGUGAUGGUGAAGGAGGGCUGGAAAGAGGCCGGCUAUGAGUACGUCUGCAUCGAUGACUGCUGGCCGUCCCGUCAGCGUGACGCCCAGGGGCGCCUGCAGGCAGACCCCAAAAGAUUCCCCGGGGGCAUCAAGAAACUGGCUGACUAUAUCCACUCUAAGGGUCUGAAGCUGGGCAUCUAUGCAGAUGUUGGGAAAAAGACCUGUGCUGGAUACCCGGGCAGUCUGGGAUACUAUGAAACAGAUGCUCAGACUUUUGCCGACUGGACCGUGGACCUGCUCAAAUUCGACGGCUGCUACAUGGACUGGACCUUGCUGGGAGAAGGAUACAUGAACAUGUCAAAAGCACUGAACAAAACUGGAAGAAGCAUCCUGUACUCCUGCGAGUGGCCGUUAUACGAGUGGCCUUUCAAACAGCCUAACUACACAGCCAUUCGUGAGACAUGUAACCACUGGCGCAACUUCAAUGAUGUGUACGACUCAUGGAGCUCUGUCAAAUCCAUCUUGGACUGGACCGCUUCUCAUCAAGACGUCAUCGUCCCCUCGGCUGGAUCUGGGGGCUGGAAUGACCCCGAUAUGCUGGUCAUCGGGAACUUUGGCCUAAGUCACGACCAGCAGGAGUCUCAGAUGGCAUUAUGGGCCAUCAUGGCAGCUCCUCUGCUCAUGUCCAACGACCCGAGGGACAUCUGCCCUCGCUCCAAGGAGCUGUUGCAGAACAGACGCAUCAUAGACAUCAGCCAGGACCCACUGGGAAAGCAGGGAUACCGCACUGCCAAGGUGGACAGUUUUGAAGUGUGGGAGAGGCCUCUGUCUCAGAACCGGCUGGCUAUCGCUGUUAUGAACCAACAGGAGAUCGGCGGCGCCCGAGGGUUCGUCAUCAGAGCGGUUCCUGGCUGGAAAAUCUGUGACCCCCUAUGUAACGUCACACAGAUCCUGCCUCAGUACAAGGAGUUGGGUGUUCAGACUCCGAAAAGCAAACUGGUUAUUUCUGCCAACCCUUCAGGCACCGCUCUACUCACCGUCACUCCCAUCAGUAGUAACUUUAGAAGGAUGCUGUACAGGCAGGACGCAAUCAAACAGAAGUACACCAAUUUGUAAUCCACUGGUGGUUUUGCACUUUAUCUGCUUGCUCUAUAUUUAGUGUAGUGUAACUGUUUGGCUACAUCGGCUGCUUUUCAUGUUUAAUAAAUCACUGGAAUUUUUUGGGAUACUUAAUGUCCAGAGGGAAAUCUAUCUACAGUCCAGUGUGUAGGAUUUAGCAAAGAUCGAAUAUUUGUAAUCACCUGAAUUAAAGAAACAUGUUUUGAUUCUAUAGAAUAAGUCCUUUUUAUCCACAUCAGGAGCAGGUCUUCGUCCAUGGAGUCGACCAUGUUUCAUCAGCAGCCGAGAACAGAAUGGAUCUGGAGGGGGCAUUGAGUUUUUUGUUGCCUUAAGGCCAGUGUGGGUUCUCCCACACUUUGAAAGGCAGGGGUUUUCAGUUGGUUGCAAUAUACAAUUUCACUGCAAGGACAAAGCUUGAAUUUUGUACAUUCAUCACGCAUCAUGAAAAUAAAGGAAAACAGGACAACUUAA
Molecule: messenger RNA, 1872 nt
Organism: Scophthalmus maximus (turbot)
Lineage: Eukaryota; Metazoa; Chordata; Actinopteri; Pleuronectiformes; Scophthalmidae
Gene: gla
Product: galactosidase, alpha
Exons: 7
Coding region: 115-1398 (427 amino acids)
Biological process (GO): glycosylceramide catabolic process; oligosaccharide metabolic process; glycoside catabolic process
Cellular component (GO): cytoplasm
Molecular function (GO): alpha-galactosidase activity
Source: RefSeq, a predicted model, not a curated record